This is a messenger RNA of Spirometra erinaceieuropaei, 2340 nucleotides long. The record is from the annotation of a GenBank genome assembly. NCBI's taxonomy places the organism in Eukaryota, Metazoa, Platyhelminthes, Cestoda, Diphyllobothriidea, Diphyllobothriidae.
AUGCAGCGUCUAAAGUACAAAGUUGGUAAGAUUAUCGCGACUGAACUACAUGCAUUUGUAGUAACUGCAAAGUUCUAGUUAUAACCUUAUUAUGCACCGCCCCUAACGUGGACUUUCGAUACCCGAGUAGGAAAGUACUGCCAUGGUAUUUUGAAUGUGUGCGUGCACGCGACUUCAGCGUCUCAGAUUACAAAAUGCUCUCCCGCUGACAUCCGCUCUUUCAUGUGACACGGGUUAACACUAGUGUUAGGUACGAGUUUUAUUUAGAGCACUAAACAAAAGCGUCCUUGGCUUACAUUCCAGAUGUGCCGUAUACGAGCCCCAAGCCAAAAUAGGCCAUCAUUGAGAAUCAUGGCCCAAAUCUCACCAUGCUAUACAUGUUUUUAGCAACUGAAGUCGACUUUCCAGAGCCAGGGAUCGUCAACAAUUGCUCCCCAAAUAGGCAUCUUAAGAAGCCACGGCUUGCAUUUCGUCACCGCAUUGAUUCGCACAUCCAUCAACAGCAGCCCGUCAACUCAAUGUCCGUACAGUAUUUCGCAAACAAUUCAUCACAUGCUUUUAGUCCUGAAUAAUUGAAAGUCAUUCACUUGUCCAUGCUCGUAUGACAACCGCAAAUGGCUGUGCUGUCGUUAUGGCUAGAAUAAUUGCCCGCUUCCUGACGGACGGCUCAACGCGCUCUUUCCGAGAGCAGUAUGAAGACGUUCGGUACCUAGCAGCUUGUCUUUUGUACAGGGAAUUGCAAACUAAACAGAAAAAAGAACAACAACUCAUAGUCGUUCCUAGUACAGCCAUUGCUCAAAACCUUCGUGGUUUCUACACCUUUUUCUUUUUAUAGCUGACAUAGGAUUGGCGGAAUGGGGUCGCAGAGAAAUCGACAUUGCCGAGAACGAGAUGCCUGGCCUAAUGAAGCUUCGCCAGCAGUAUGGAGAGUCUCAACCUCUGAAGGGUGCACGAAUCGCUGGUUGCCUCCACAUGACCGUGCAAACGGCCGUGCUCAUUGAAACCUUAGUGUGUUUGGGCGCCAAGGUCCGAUGGUCGUCCUGCAACAUAUUCAGUACUCAGGAUCACGCAGCUGCUGCCAUCGCAAAGACAGGCGUUCCGGUUUUUGCGUGGAAGGGUGAAUCCGAAGAGGAGUAUGUUUGGUGCAUGGAACAGACAUUGGAAUUCGAUGAUGGCCCUCUGAACAUGAUUUUAGACGACGGCGGUGACCUAACGAACCUCGUGCACGACCGCUAUCCUCAGUACCUUAGUGGUAUCAAGGGGAUUUCUGAAGAGACAACUACCGGUGUUCACAAUUUGUACAAACGACUCGCUGCAGGCACCCUCAGCGUUCCAUCCAUCAAUGUAAACGAUUCCGUUACAAAGGUAUGACAUACACUUCCAAGCUUAAUUGCGAUCAGAGCAAGUUUGACAAUCUUUACGGCUGUAGAGAGUCACUGAUUGAUGGCAUUAAACGCGCCACUGAUGUUAUGGUGGCGGGAAAAGUGGCCUUUGUGGCCGGUUACGGUGAUGUUGGUAAGGGAUGCACCCAGGCUCUCAGGUCAUAUGGAGCCCGCGUUUUGGUCAGCGAAAUCGAUCCAAUAAAUGCCUUACAGGUAAUUUUGGUCGCUUUAUUGUAAAUUAAUAUCGACCUUAGUCGUCAAAUUUCUCAUGCUCCACCCUUUCUUUCGGACUAUCUAGGCUGUCAUGGAGGGCUUCGAAGUCACGACAAUCGAAGAAGCCGUUAAAGAGGCUAGAAUAUUCGUUACAGCUACCGGUUGCAAGGGCGUCAUCUUGGGCAAACACAUUGAACAAAUGAAAGAGGACAGCAUUGUAUGCAACAUCGGACACUUUAACUACGAGGUCGAUGUUUCUUGGUUGGAUGAGAAUUGCAUCGAAAAGGUUGAGGUAAAGCCACAGGUGCACCGCUACACCCUAAAGAAUGGACGCCACAUCAUCGUCCUAGCUGAAGGCCGUUUGGUCAACCUGGGCUGUGCACAUGGUCAUCCUUCCUUCGUCAUGUCCAACUCAUUUGUCAACCAGGUUCUCGCGCAAAUCGAACUGUUUACAAAACCCGAAAAGUACCCCCUUGGCGUCCACUUUCUUCCAAAAAAGGUACGACGAACAGUGUAACAUUGCAUAAGUAAAAAAAAUUGUUGCUACCAGCAUCUUGAACCGUUAGGGCCUUCAUCUUAUGAUGACAAAACCACACUCAACUCCUUUUUUUAGCUCGACGAGGAGGUUGCAGCCGCACAUUUGGACCAGUUGGGCGUCAAGUUGACAAAACUUACCAAGGAACAGGCCGAAUAUCUGGGCAUCAAUAGGGAUGGCCCGUUCAAGGCCGACCACUACCGCUACUGA